Messenger RNA from Mytilus trossulus (common blue mussel), 1953 nucleotides. RefSeq lists its product as uncharacterized. Bases 1 to 1953 code for a protein of 650 amino acids. Gene Ontology annotation, molecular function: zinc ion binding; ubiquitin protein ligase activity. NCBI's taxonomy places the organism in Eukaryota, Metazoa, Mollusca, Bivalvia, Mytilida, Mytilidae. The transcript has a single exon. The record is from RefSeq and is a predicted model, not a curated record.
AUGGAAAAUUCAAGGAGGAAAAGGAUUUCUAAAGGACUAAGGAAAAGAAUCAGAAACUGGUCUUCAUUUUUCAACCAUGGACCAAGAACCUACACUUCCACUUUAGAUGAAAUCAGACAACCACCUUCCACUUUGGAAGGGAUAACCCCAUGCAAUCCUUUGACUCUCGGUCGAGCAACUUUUGCAGCAACAUCAGACAUAAAAACAACAGAAACUACAUAUUUGAAUAAGAAAUUUUCAGCAAGGAACCCAUCUUCAACCCAAAUUUCAAUAGAAAGAGGAGCACAAGUCCCAAUUAAUUGCAAAGUAUGUAAAGAAGAUCUUAAUGUACAAUAUCAAUGUAAGAACUGUUUUAUAGCACUUUGUUAUACAUGUUGUAAGAAACAUAUGUCUAAGAGCAGCUACCAAGAUCACCGAGUCAUCAAUGUUAAUAAUGGUUCAACAAUUCUAAAGCCUAUAAAAUGUCAAGUGAAAACUCACAAGAAAGAUGACAUUUCAAUAUUUUGUCAGAGUUGUGAUAAGUUCAUGUGUUUAAAAUGUCUCACGGAAUGCAAUCACCAGACUACUUCACUUAAGGAACUUGAAACACUUUAUUCAGAGGAUAUAGAUUUGCUAAAUAAAUAUCAUAAAAUAAUGGAUGAGGAUUAUAAAAAUAAAUUCAUGGGAGAAAUAGCAAAACUACAGACUUCGCUAAGGCAGCAUGAAGAGUUUUAUGAAAAAGAAAAGAAGAAAAUAAUUCAUCAUGAUAAAGUAUUGAAGGAGGAAAUUACAAAACAUACAAACAAACUUUUGGCAGAACUUGACAUGGAGUUAAAAAAGACAAAAGCCGAUCUGGAGAAUCAGUCACUUGAUACAGAAAGGAACAUUUGUAAGCUAGUGGAGAAAAUUUCAUCAAUCACCAAUGAAACAAGUAAUUCUGAUAUCAUGUGCAUUCAUGAAGUUAAAAAAGAAAUUGAAGAAUAUUUACUUAAUGUUAAACUUUCAAAUGUUAGUUUACCAUUUAAGGUAAAAACAUUUUUAGUAGCUGACUUUCAGGAGAAUAGUGUUGAAAACUUUUAUGGAAUAUUACAAAAUUCUGUAAUUGAUAUGGAAAUUGUAAUCAGAACAUACAACACUAAUCUCAAGUCAAUUACUUCAUUAUUAACCACAGACUAUGCCAUUUGUUUAGGAAGCAAAGAAGAUUCUCUUAUAAGGAAUGUCAAAAUGGCUCAUGGCCAUGGCCAGCUGGAAACAUUACAAGAAAUAAAAGACGUAAAAAUCGAACAUUUAUUCUUAUCAAAUAAAGGGAACAUUCUUGUGUCUCUUCAUAAUGACCCAUGUAUUAAAAUGCUCACAAAAUCAGGUCAAAUGAAUAAGUUUUAUGAAUUUAGUCCAACUGACUGGUUCGGAAAUCCUCAAGUGCCACUCUGUUUUCAUAUUCUACAAGAAGGUAAGAGAAUAAUAGGAACCAAAGAAAUAAAUGGAGAAUUAUUUCCGUUGUCACAAACAAGUUGCAGACAAAUGUUGGUACAAUCAUCUGACGGUAAACAAUUAAAUUGCUAUGAACGUGAUAAAAAAGGUAACCGAUUAUUCACUCUACCAUAUCGGAUAACAUCAAACUCUAAGACUAAAAUAUGUGUAUUGGAUCGAACAGAUGCUAGAGGAGGCAGAAUAGUCACCAUAGAUUCCGAAGGUGUAGUGGAAUGGAUAUAUAAUGGUCAUCCAAAGAAAAGUCAAUUAAAGUUUAAUCCUACAGAUAUUGUGACAACCUUCCGUGAUAAUAUUGUUAUUAGUGACUUGAACAAUGCAAUCCACAUCAUUAAUUAUAAUGGUGAAAUGGUGUCUUUUCUACAAACUAAAACCUUUGGAAUCCUGCUCCCACUGAGUAUAGAUAUUUACUGUAAAGAUGAACUUCUGAUUGGAUGUAAACAUGACCAGGCUAAAUUACAUAUAAUGACAUUUAACGGAUUUUAA